UUGUUUAUUACACCAACUCAAAGAAUAAUAAAUUAUUCUAAUAAAUAAUUAGUAAAACAUUCAGUAUUUUUCAAUAAAUUCAAGUGUUCCGCAAGUGAUUAUCAUUUCAAUCGUCAUAAUAGUGAUUCCCUAAAAAAAACACAAAAAUGGGUAAGGGAAAGGCGGAAGCAGGCACCCCAAAAUACUUGGCCAACAAGAUGAAAGCCAAGGGUCUGCAGAAACUGCGCUGGUACUGCCAAAUGUGCCAGAAGCAGUGCCGCGACGAAAACGGGUUCAAAUGCCACACCAUGAGCGAGUCCCACCAGAGGCAAAUUUUACUGUUCGCGGACAACGCGGGCCGUUUCAUUGACGGAUUUUCGUCCGAGUUCAUGACCGGAUACUUGCAGAUCCUCCGCAGGCAGUUUGGAACGAAGCGCGUUGCGGCCAAUAAGGUUUACCAGGAGUACAUCUCCGAUCGGCACCAUCUGCACAUGAACUCCACCAAGUGGCAUUCACUGUCGGAGUUUGUUAAGUUCCUCGGUAGGCACGGCCAUUGCGUGGUAGACGAGACGGAGAAGGGGUGGUUUAUUACGUACAUUGACCGAGAUCCGGAAACGCUGGCCAUGCAGGAAAAAAUGGCCAAAAAGCAAAAGAUGGACAAAGACGACGAAGAACGUUUAGCCGAAUUCAUAGAAGAGCAGGUUCGCCGGGGAAACAAGGAGGAAGAGCCAAGUACAUCGUCCUACACGGAAUUGAAGCGCGACAACGAAGAGGAAACCAUUAAGCUUGAGCUGAAGCUCGGUACCAACAUCAAAGUGGAAAGCAAACCGAUCAAAUUAGAAAAACGGCCUCUUGAAAUUCUGGACGAGUUCAAGAAAGAGAAGAAAUACAAACCCGGCUGUUCAUCGACGAGUGGAACGAAGAAAACCUCCGUCCUGGAUGAAAUGAUCCGAGAGGAAGAAAUCAAGAAGGAAAAAAGUAACCGGAGAGAUUAUUGGCUCGCGGAAGGUAUCGUUGUGAAGUUGGUGACCAAAUCUCUGGGAGAAAAGUACUACAAAGAAAAAGGUGUUGUGCUGGACGUGAUAGACAAAUACAGAGCGAAAAUUAAACUGCUGGAGACAGGAGACAAGCUGAAAGUCGACCAGGCCCACUUAGAAACAGUUAUCCCAGCGAUCGGGAAGCAGGUGCUGGUGCUGAAUGGCGGCUAUCGAGGAAGCAAUGCCACCCUCAAGGAAAUCGACACCGACAACUACUGCGUAACGAUCGAAAUUGCAUCCGGACCUUUGAAAGGCCGAAUAGUGAACAACGUUCAGUACGAAGACAUAAGUAAGCUGUUUUAGUAUUUACGCUCUAUUAUUGGUAUGCCCCUGAUGAAUGGAAUUAGGUUAGUAAAAUAAAAACGAAACUAUGCUGAAAAAGAA
Armigeres subalbatus is the source of this 1400-nucleotide messenger RNA. RefSeq names its product DNA/RNA-binding protein KIN17 (gene kin17). Gene Ontology annotation, biological process: DNA damage response; DNA replication. Gene Ontology annotation, cellular component: nucleus. The transcript is spliced from 2 exons. The record is from RefSeq and is a predicted model, not a curated record. Lineage: Eukaryota; Metazoa; Arthropoda; Insecta; Diptera; Culicidae. Bases 147 to 1319 code for a protein of 390 amino acids. Gene Ontology annotation, molecular function: double-stranded DNA binding.